Molecule: messenger RNA, 1659 nt
Organism: Babjeviella inositovora NRRL Y-12698
Lineage: Eukaryota; Fungi; Ascomycota; Pichiomycetes; Serinales
Gene: SSY5
Product: Ssy5p
Exons: 2
Source: RefSeq, a predicted model, not a curated record
UUGCAAAUGCUCCUUGAGAGUUUGUCGUCUAUUAUCGAUCAGAUCUCGAAGUCGGUGCUCGACUUAUCCAAGGCGUCCAUCAAGGCGCACGAGUUGUUCAAACACUUUCGCGUGCCUACGGGCAUCGCGCAAAGCGACAUGAACGUGGAUACCGCGACAAACGAUACGUUGGGGCGGAUUGUGAAGAUUGCGUUACAUUUUAUUGACAACUUGUUACGGAACGAAGUAUACAGCCACUCGCGUGCGUUGGUGCUCAAGAGCUUUGGCGACUUUUACUUUCGCACACAGGCAGAUGCACAUACGCACGGGGACCUUCAUGACCCCGCGUUUGCGCCACCUCUCUGCCUCGCCCAGCCUGAGCUCUAUGCCAUCGGCUCCACUGCUACCUCCUUACCCAACGAGCACACGCUCCUGCUGAUCAUCGAGAAACUCACGCUCUCGUCCACCCAACUUAUGGACCAGGAGGGCUCGUUCAUCGCCCCAGUACUCCGCGGGAUCGUCUCCAACCGCCUCGCGGUCCUCACCAUCGUAUUUGGCUUCCCCGAGCCAAACUCCGCUCACUACGACACGUUGCUGAUUCUCUUCACAUUAUAUCCCGACGUACACUUCACGGUGCAGAAGAACCUCGUCAGGGAGUGCGGCCAGACGAGCCCGCUCGGGUUCAAGCCUCCGUUCCGGAUCCCUACUAACCCGCUCGAACCGCCAAUGUCGCUCUCGCUUGCCGCAGUGCAUGCCACUGCGCUCUCUGGUACGCUUGGUGGCUACGUGUACCCGAAGAUCGCCGCGAGUGCGCCGGGACUCCAGGCAUACGCGGGCUCGGUGUUCGCAGUGACGUGCGGCCACGUCGUGCUCAAGGACACCGCGGCCAACGAGGAAGGCAACAUGUACUCGGUUAACAGCUACCCGCACGUAGCGGUGCCAUCGCCGGUAUUGAUCAACAUGUAUCGUGCGGCGUUGACCCACGAGCGUGGCAAAUACCCAGCCAAGUCUGAAGAAAGCUACGCGUACGCACACGUGAUCGCGCAGAUCGACGCCCUCUUCCCGUGCGGCGAUGCGGGCAAAAACACGCCCGCAACGCCCUUCGGGCAACUCGUCUGGGGCGAGCGCACGAUCCUUCACAAGACCAACAAGCUCUCGGACUUGGCGAUCAUCAAGAUGGACAAGACGUUACGCUGCCACAACACGCUUGGUGAUGAUGUCUCCUUCGCCGAAUACGACCCGUCGUUGAUGUUCAAGAACUUGCGAGUACGUAAGACCGUGACGCUCCUGGACUUUGUCGAGACGCGUGGCAUGCAUGUAUUCAAGUAUGGCUCCACGUCCAAGUUCACCCAGGGCCGUGUCAAUGGGAUCAAAAUGGUGUACUGGGCAAACGGGAAACUCCAGACGUCCGAGUUUGUAAUAGCCUCCACGGGCGGCGCGCGCGCCCUGGCUGGGUUGUUCGCCUCGGGUGGUGAUUCGGGCGCGUGGAUCUUGACCAAACUCCAGGACUUGCAGUCCGCAACCGACCCGGAGCGUGCGCGUGACUACGCGCGCGGUGGCCUUGGUGUCUGUGGCAUGCUCCACUCAUACGAUGGUGAAUUCAAGCAGUUUGGCUUGUUCACGCCGAUGGAGGACGUCUUGAGCCGCUUGCAUGAGGUGACAAACGUCGAAUGGGGUAUC